AUGAACCCUAAGAAGGUUGAUGGUGUAUCGGAGGCGGUUUAUAGGGAUUAUGCAUAUUAUGUUGUGAGGAAAUUUACCAACAUGCCUCCAAGAGUAAGAGGACGAGGCAAGGGUCCCAUGCGUGGAGGACCCUCAUCAGCUGGACCAUCACACAGACGCACUCCAUCGACGUCCCUAUCCUCCUCCAACUCUCACGAUAUGUGGGGUCAACCUUACGAGCCGGCAAGACACUCAGUCUCGCUAAGCUCUUCGCCUUCUUUUCAUCCGUCUUUCGGGCCGUUUGCUCCAAACGAGCCCGAACACUCUCACCACUCUCAACAAUCUCACCAUUCGCAUGAGUCUUACCCAUCUCAUAACUCUUUGCUUUCCCAUUCGUUUCAUCAUUCUGACUCCCCCUACUCCCAGGGACAGUUCAACCCAGCCGAUUAUGUUAACGAUUUUCUUGGCUACAACCCAUUGGGCCCUGAGGACCAUUUCUCUCAGGAGAUGGAAAUGGAUGACGACCCCGAUCCGGAGAUGCAAACAGGAACCCCGGGCCACCCAAUCAGCAUAUCGAGUGGAUCCCCAUUUCAGGGAUCACCAUACCAUGGGCCCGACUCCUUUCCAGCCCAACCACCUUUGGAAGAACCUCAACUCCAAGCUGUCUCACCACCACCACUCCCGCUAGAGGAGCCACCGCAGCCACCUCCCGAGCCUCCGAGGCGAAGGAGGAACGCACGCAUGUCCGUAAGAGGAGGACCCCGUCUCAGUUCUCCUCAUGGUUCGAGUUCCUAUCCCCCUAUUCCAGAGGACCCCCAGAUGGGUGGGCCCUCAAACGCGGCACCGGAGGCUAAUCCUCCGCAAGCUUCUUAUGCACCACCUCAGCCGCCUGUGGGUUUUGAUAACCCAAUCCUGACGUACCCAGUUCCUUUCGGGUAUAAUCCUUAUGAGAACCCAUCAGGGUACCCCUCGGACUAUGUAUCUCAAGACUCGUACCUUACGGUUGCGCAGUAUCACCACCUCUAUCCUUCUACUUACCCUCCUAUGCAUCCAGCUGGAUACCUGGUUCAGGGUUACCAGUACCCGCCGUACCAGCCACCUCCUCCCCAGCAGCUACAGCAACAACAACAAACUCAAGAAAUUCUAGAGAGGCUAGAUAAGGUUGAGAACAAGGCUAGGAAGAACAAGGAAAGGCAUACUAGUUUCAUGAAAGGCCUUGCGAACCUUAUCAAGGGGAAGAAGAAGUAG
Messenger RNA from Helianthus annuus (common sunflower), 1227 nucleotides. Its product is annotated as leucine-rich repeat extensin-like protein 5. NCBI's taxonomy places the organism in Eukaryota, Viridiplantae, Streptophyta, Magnoliopsida, Asterales, Asteraceae. The transcript is spliced from 3 exons. The coding region runs from base 1 to 1227 and encodes 408 amino acids. The record is from RefSeq and is a predicted model, not a curated record.